AUGGAGGAGGACAUUGUUCUCGCCCAGUGGAUUAAGGAGCCAGAGGAUUUGGCCGCGGAGAGAGAAGAGGAGUCUGUGGUGCAGUUCGAGGAGGAGUUGAGGGAGAGAGAAGGGCUUAGGAUCGAGAUUGAAGUGUACAAAGAGAAGUUUUGCGAUUUGGAGGCGGAGAGGGAGAAGCAAAUGGAGUUUCUGCUGAAAAUCGCGGAUUCGAUAAAGGCGGUGAAGGAGAGCUUGGCGAGGAUAAUACAAAGUCCGGAUGAUGAGAAGGUCGUCGAGAGAGAAGAAGACGAAAGCCUAGAUACGGGAGAAGAACUAGACCGAGAAUCGAGAUUGGUGCGGGAAGAAAUAUUGGAGGGCACAAGGCUCGUUUAUAGAGUGGAAUCAAAAGUCAAUGAUUACAAGGAAACUAAGAAGAAGGAGAGGAAGCAUUUGGAGAACAGCGAGGUGAGUUUGACGGAGGAAAACCGCGAUAUCAGUAGCCUGUCGAGGAUUGCUCUCGUCAAGAAGGAGGCUAUGGAGAAGAGCUUGAACAAGUUGAGAGGGGUAAUGAGCAGAAGAGGGUGGCACUGUUGCAAUUUGCUGAACAAGGGUUACAGAGAGUCGGGUUUGGGUUUAUGAUGGAAGUGAGAAUCCCGAGCAACCAAUGGAGAGCUCGGGCGCAUCUAGUACUAGGAGUAAGUCGGAUAGUGGCGACCGCGAGGAGGAAGUCGUUAGUCUGGCUUCAACUGUAGAGAGAAUAAUGAAGAACUUGAGGCAAGAAAUCACUCAGUUGAGGAAAUCUUUAGAGGAAUCAAGGUAAAAU
Molecule: messenger RNA, 802 nt
Organism: Eucalyptus grandis
Lineage: Eukaryota; Viridiplantae; Streptophyta; Magnoliopsida; Myrtales; Myrtaceae
Exons: 3
Coding region: 1-618 (205 amino acids)
Source: RefSeq, a predicted model, not a curated record